GCAAAAUAAGUUUAAGGGCAUGAACCCCCCUUGGUGACAACUUUAGGUCCGCAGUUUCCGGUUUCUAUAGCUCCGACGCUUUGCAUCCCAUUCCGCUUGGAAAUUCACCAGCGUAGCUUUUUCUGUUCUACGUAUAAACUUAUCUGUGCUUUUUUGCCCCUUUUCACCAGUGUUUUUGCCCCUUUUCCCAAAAAAUAACGCCAACGUUUUGUUUGUCGGUCGAAGAUCAUUCCCAGCUUGGAUAUGGCGACGGAUAAAGCUCCCGAAGGACAAAGGAAACGGGCUUUAGAGGCGUUAGAACGGAGGUUUGCUCAAGCGGAAGCCGACGGUCGCCGUCAACAGGAUCUCCAGACCAAGAAGCGAAGAACUAAUACCAGCACCACUCCUCAUGUAAAUCAAUCUCCUUCUAAGAUUGAUGAUGAACCACUUUCCUCCCAUCCGUUGAUUUCGAAUGCAACACCUAAGAAAGGCAAGGUUUCAUUUUCAGGUCAUUCCUCAUCACAAGAUGUAGAACUACAGCACCCGGCAUACCUUCAACUCUCUCAUGCUGUUGAUGGGAAUCUUCUGUCAACUGUCGGAGAGGUUGCUAAUGGUAGAAGUACUGUUGAUUAUGUACUGCAUGAGCUUCUUCAACAUGGUGAUUCAGCACAGAAGUAUUUGCAGGGUUCCAAAAGUGUUAAAGUAGACAACUAUAUUCUUCUAGAUAAUGUUGUCCAAAAAAGUAGCAUGUCUAACAAUGCUUCCUUACGGGCUUUAAAGAAGCUGUCAAAACGGUCCAAAAGCCGCAUGUCACUAAAGCAACAUAAAAAAUGUAAAUCAUUCGAUUUGCCUCCAGAGUUUCAUAAGACAAAUCAAUUGGCACAAUAUCUCCUAAAUGCAGACUUGCAUGGCGCACUUAUUCUAGUUGCUGCUUGCAAGCUAGAUGGGUAUACUGGACUGCGUGGUAUCAUGAUCCGUGAAACUGUAGAAACAUUUGGAAUAAUUACAGAAGACAAUAUAUUCAAAGUCGUGCCCAAGAAACUCUCUGUUUUUAUGCUACAAGUGGAUUCCUGGAAGGUUACCAUACUUGGCGACAAACUCGCUUCAAGAAACAUGAUGCAAUGAUUUUAUUAUUAAAACCUGUCAGCAUUUACAUGCAAAACAGAGAUCUGGAAAAGCUAAACUUGGUAAGAGCUAUUCAGUUUAUAUGUAAGAUAAAGCAGAGCCCAUUUGGUAAGAGGUAUUCAGUUUAUAUGUAAUACACGUGUUUUAUUUUGCUGAAUUUUCUGAAAAUAAGGAGUCGUCUCUAAAAUCCAUUAUGUUCAUGAGUAGAAUUAUCGGAAUAAAUGACUUUUGCUACCAAACAGUUGGGGUAGAUGCAAUCCCGGAUCUGGAACCGGACGUGGACUGGUAAAUUAUUUUGCCCAAAAGUGGUAUGUUUAUAUGGUUGUAACCUGGAACUAGUAGUAGGAACCGAUCCAAACACGGUUCCUUCAAAAUUUGACUGUACCGGUGCUGGUACUGUUUUUUAUUUCCUGAGAAGGAUAAGGCACCAAACUGGAAUUGGAUCAGAUACAUCUGGUUAUGGUUCCACCCUUUCCAUGACCCGGAACUGGACUGAGAUUUACCCCUACCGAACAGGCUCCAUGUUUCAACUAAAAAUGAGCAAAAGGGUCAUGAUGUAUAUGUAUAUAUAGACUGAUUUACGAUCAAAUGAGAACAAUGUUUAACGUGAGAACAGUGUGAACAAUACUAUUAACUCAAUGUGAUGUACUAUGAAGUUCGUAUGUUGCACUUUUUCACAUUGGCAGAAUAUUUAUGAAACUGACACCACGUUUUUUUGAUAUUGGCAUGUUUUGAUCAAAGUGAAAAAUGUGAAACGCAAGAACUUCAUAGUGCGUUAGAUUGGGCUAAAGGUUAUACAAAACCAAAAAGCAUGGCAAUAUAGCUCUUGAAUCCAAAAUCAUUAGCUUCUCAGAACCAUCCAUAUACUCCACAGAAUCAAAACUUUCAAUUUCUUCUUCCGUGCUUACUCUAAUAUUUCUAUUAUUGCAGCAAAGAGCAACGCGGCCCGCAAUAACUCUGCACACCACAAUGGCCACCCUGGUGUUUUCACGGCUGCAUUUCUCAACUCUUCUAUGCGCUCUCCAACUAGUCUUAGAAAGCGUUAUCGACAACCUCUCCAUUGUCGCUACAUCAUCACUUGUAUAAUUACGGCCUGUGAUGAUUCUACAAACCCCACAGCUCCUCCUCUUACAGGUCUUCGAGAAUUGAUCUAACCCUAAUGAGCAAGUAAUGGCAGCCCCUCUGAAUCUCAAAACCUCAUGCCCAUCGCCUCCCACUCCACUCUCCGUUCUCUUUGACUUCACCAUCGUUCUAUACUCUUCAAACCUCUUGUAAACUUCUUCACUUGGAUUCACUCUAAAAACCUUUUGGAUUUUGUACCCAACACCAUUCUUCCACCCUGCCCGAAAAACUGCCUCCACAACGCUCAAUGUGGGAUCUCCUCCGGUGAGCUCUUCUAAUAGUUGAAUUUCUUUCUUCCUUGGAAAAGAAAGAACCCUUUUAGUAUGUGAAUCUAAACUCUCUUGGGGUUUAGGGUUCUGAUUGUUCUUUGGAGGAGGAGGCUUGUGCAUUUCUCUUUUAGGAGAAACGACACUUGGCUUUGGCUUUGGUUUGAAACAUCUAAUGGUUGAACUCGGGUGACAAACUAGCAGUGCUAAAGAAGUCAUGAUUAGACAUUUUUCCGACAUUGCUACUCCCUCUACAUUUGGAUCGAAGGCUAGUUAUGACGAAUGUGUAUGUGCAACAAUAAUAAUAUAUACAUGUGGAUAAAGUGUGAUCAGGAUCUAAUGUAAUCAAAGGUAAUAUAUGUAUUCAUUAAUGCAAAAAUUAGAGAUUUCAAAUUUUAAAAAAGUAUAAAAAUAAUUUGUGAUACUACAUGGUACAUAUUCCAGAUACUCCCCGC
Messenger RNA from Cuscuta epithymum, 2947 nucleotides. The record is from the annotation of a GenBank genome assembly. NCBI's taxonomy places the organism in Eukaryota, Viridiplantae, Streptophyta, Magnoliopsida, Solanales, Convolvulaceae.